GACUCCGUAAAAAGCAAAUGUCCGCCACCUGGAGACUGCCGCGUGUGUAGUAGUCCAUUUCAUUGGGACAGGGACUGUCCUCACUGGAAUGAGUACGACGUCGGUCGCGGAGCCCUUCUCAUCGGCGCUGAAUACGACUGCGAUGAACAGGAGAACGAAGAAUACGAACAGGCUUUCGUAGCUUACAUCUGUAGUAGCUUGAACAAUACGAAACUUUCGAGCGCGUUGUGGGCGGACAUACGCCAGGCGGAAGGCCUCUACUUGAAAGCUACGGUAGCUUCUCGACGUCGUACGUAUCCCGUAUCCAUUGAUGAGAUGGAAGAAGCCUCGUCUCCUCCAUCUGGAUCUCUCUCCCCGGAUCUUCCCUACCUCAUGGAAGCAGUUGUGACACUUAGUCGAGUACGCGAUCCGCCAGCCAGGCACUCCACAGUAGGAGUUGCAGCUCUAUCAUUCCAACUGCGGUUCGGCAGCCUCUCACACGACCCGGUUCAAUGUCGCGCGGAUUCGGGUGCAGACAUCUCGUUAGUCUCCCAGGAGUACCUGGACUCGCUGCCCCUCGCAACACGCCCUAAGAUCAAACAAGGACUUCGCAUGAACCUAUAUCAAUCGAUGGGAGGUUUCCGUAUUACCGGCUACGUGCAAACUCAGGUCUAUAUUGAGUCGGAACAAGGUCAUACGCUCAAAAUGCUAGCAGAAUGCUACGUAGUUCCCGGGAUGUCCUCUUCCUUACUACUUGGAGAAGAUUUCCAUGUCAACUACGAGCUAGGUGUCACGCGAAGCUUGACGGAAGGAUCGGCCAUCCAAGUGGGCGACUCCGGUUACUCCAUUCCCGCUUCCUCAGCAGCCCGCAAGGAUCGACCACCUAUCAAGAUCAUAACCAGAGGAGCUGACUCCAGUUUCAUCAAGCAGCAACGUCCUACGGCUAUCGCGACUCAAGAUGUGCGAAUUUCGCCGCACUCUUGUCGUCCGGUGCCGGUCCAAGCUUCCUUCCUUGAACACGACUCCUGGUUCGUCGAAAAAACGGUUCUGGGCCAAGCAGACGGUUCCUUCCUGCUAACCACCCCAUCCAUUAUCGACGCCGAGCAUGCCUAUGUAUCCAUCACCAACCCGACUGAACGUCCCGUUAUGGUACGCAAAGGCGAAUCCCUCGGUCUCCUUCACGACCCCGCUUCGCAUUUUAUGGACCACUCCUCGGAUUUGGAAGCCCACGCACUCGCCGUCCAGACACUCAUC
This is a messenger RNA of Fomitopsis serialis, 1233 nucleotides long. RefSeq lists its product as uncharacterized. The record is from RefSeq and is a predicted model, not a curated record. The transcript is spliced from 3 exons. The annotation marks the transcript as partial. Lineage: Eukaryota; Fungi; Basidiomycota; Agaricomycetes; Polyporales; Fomitopsidaceae.